Suillus subaureus is the source of this 809-nucleotide messenger RNA. RefSeq lists its product as uncharacterized. The record is from RefSeq and is a predicted model, not a curated record. NCBI's taxonomy places the organism in Eukaryota, Fungi, Basidiomycota, Agaricomycetes, Boletales, Suillaceae. The transcript has 2 exons. Bases 119 to 601 code for a protein of 160 amino acids.
GUCGCCCUCUCAUGUUUACUCCUGCAGGAAGUUUGCCUUUACAAACUCUCGUCCGGUUUGUCGCCUACCUAAGCAGGGAGCCUGAUAAGGGGAGGGAACUAUCUGCUCACUCACCUCGAUGUGGAGUAGGCCGCCCUGCAUAUUGGUUUUUUCAAACUUUAUCUCUCUCAUUACUCUUACCUGCACCUUUGGUCACGCAGAUGUCUGCACUUUUACUCACGUGAAUCCCCGCACUUUUACUCGUGUGGAUGCCUGCACUAUGAUUACCCACGUAGAUGCCCGCAACAUCGUUCACGCGGAUACCUUCAAGCUCUACCUCGUCUUUCCAAUACCACUUUCCUCGCUUCGAAGCGUUGCUCUGCGGCUCUUACAAUUUGGCAUGAGGUUCUGCGUCACUCUCACUCCCACUACCAUGGGAAUUGCAGCUCACCUCGGUUCCCUCUUGCACAGGUUGGGGCCGCUAACGGGGCUUCUAUUUGUUUCAAUAAAGCAAACAUUUCCUUUUGUUCUCGCUACCAAUACUAAGACCGCUGCACGACAGCAAACGCAAUGUUCAGUGCAGGGCAGUCGCGAGGCACUUUUCACAUGUCCUUUGGAAUAAUAUCAAAAAAAUUUCAGGCUGUCCUCCCAUAGUGGAGUAAGGCUUACAUAGCGGGCGACUCCAGGCAGGAUAGAGGUUGGCCUUUUUCUAACCUAGUCCAUAUACACGUCAAAAAUCAUGGAUAGAUGUCACAAUAACACGGAUCGAGAGUCCCCUCCACGAGUAGCCAAGCACAAGUAAAAUCGAUCGCGAAACGGACGUAGCCCAG